AUGGCAGACGAAAAGGUCGUCGAGACGGUGGACAAAACUCACGUUGUGAUAUGUGGCGGCGGCCCGACAGGCGUCGUUCUGUCAGCGUUGUUGCAUCAACAGGGCGUGCCAAACAUAGUCCUGGAGCGUGAGACAGAUAUCACCACCGAUCCCCGUGGGAUCGCACUGGACGAGGAUGGAAUACGUGUUCUACAAGCUGUCGGUGUAUAUGACAAGAUCUAUACUGACAUUGGAACAUGCAUGGGCGAGUUCCACUUCAUUACAGGACGACAGUCAACAUUACACAAGAGGCCGAUGCUAAAGAUAGAUUAUAGCACGACAGAAGGGGGUACCGGCCAUGUAGGAUUCAUCUGCCACAAGCAGCCGGCUCUUGAGAAAGCCAUUCGAGACGUCUUAAGGGGCAGUUCUUAUUCAGACUUCCGGACAAGGGCUACAGUGGUGAACGUUGAGGAGAUCGUCGAUGAAACUUCAGAAGAAUCGUCGCACGUUCUGGUUACAUAUGAAGACCUGGCUUCGGUCCAGAGAUCCAUCAAAGCACGGUUCUUGGUGGGUGCAGAUGGUAAGACAGGGUAUGUUAGGAAGAAAUAUCUCGAACAGAGAAGAGUGCGAAUGGACAGGUGCGAGGGGACCUAUUAUGAAGAGACCUGGGUCGCGUUGAAUUGGAAGAUAGUCCUGCCGACCCGGGAUACACACCCGGACUUCCCUCUCUGGGCUCUUGGAUAUUCACCAGAGGAUGUUUACGACCUUUUCUUUCCGACUCAAUUCCGGUUUCUGUGCAACCCAAACAGGGCAGCUGUCUGUGGACGGUUCGGGCCCCCAGAAGAUCGACUGUGGCGCUUCGAGUUUGCAGUCCACGAAGGCGAAGACCCUACCAAGAUGGCUUCCUACCAACAGACCUCGAGGAUUAUCAAGCCUUACAUAACGCAUUCAGGCAGUCGCUAUGGGUUAGCAGGGCCGGUCAGCUACCCUGAAGACUGCAUCACGACGCUUCGAUCACGGGCGUUUGGUUUCUCAGCGCGAAGCUGCAACGUCUGGGCUUCCGGUCGCGUGAUCGUCGCUGGAGAUGCCGCCCAUGUGUUUCCUCCAUUCGGCGGGCAAGGCAUCACCUCCGGGUUUCGCGACUCCCUUGGUCUCGCGUGGAGACUGGCUCUACUGUAUCGUCAACCAAGACAUGACCACACAAGACUCCUGAGAGGCUGGUAUGUGGAACGCAAACAACAGCUGGAUGCGUCUUUGGCAGCUACUAUUCGCAACGGCGAGUAUGUGACAGAAAGCAACCCUGUCAAGCUGUGGUUACGCGAAUGGAGCCUCUACCUGACUCAAUUGGUUCCCGCCUGGCGGAGGGAUAUUGAGAAGGGACCGCGGCUAUUUGGCAUGACCAGAUAUCGCUACGAGACAGGGCUGCCGUUUUUAGAUGACGGAGUUGGUGGGUUAUUGCUUCCCCAGGUCUAUCUUGCCAAGCUUGACGCCGAAGUCGGUCCCACGGGUCGAAGCGUAGCCUUCAGCGACGACAUCAUCUUUGCUCCGACCAGCUCCGACCUUCUUCGUCUGGUUGUCCUCGCACAACCAAGCACAGAUAUACAUCAUCUUCUGAGUGUUCUGAAAGAGUUCACCGCCACCCUGGAAUCUAUCUGCCCUGGGAUCGUGCACGCAAAACCGACAGUCAUCGUGCACAGCGUGCAUCCACACGCGGCAUCUAUCCUGCCUGUUGAAGUUGGAGCGGGACUCAACACUGAGCUCUACCGUCUUGCGUCAGGAGAGGAAUUUGCGAGCGAUCCAGUACUGUGCGAAGGCAGGCCAGCACCACGUUAUUACGAGGCCGAGCGGAUGGGACGGGAGACCAAGGGUCGUAUGUUCAUACUGGUUCGGCCCGAUCGCUUUGUGUACGCUGCAAGUCGUGAUCGCGCGGAGCUGAUGGCAUUGAUACCGCGGCUGCGGUCGGAUUUUGGAGUGUGA
Messenger RNA from Cyphellophora attinorum, 1956 nucleotides. RefSeq names its product 3-(3-hydroxy-phenyl)propionate/3-hydroxycinnamic acid hydroxylase. The transcript has 3 exons. Bases 1 to 1956 code for a protein of 651 amino acids. The record is from RefSeq and is a predicted model, not a curated record. Gene Ontology annotation, biological process: 3-(3-hydroxy)phenylpropionate catabolic process. Lineage: Eukaryota; Fungi; Ascomycota; Eurotiomycetes; Chaetothyriales; Cyphellophoraceae. Gene Ontology annotation, molecular function: FAD binding; 3-(3-hydroxyphenyl)propionate hydroxylase activity.